AAGAGAAAGAUCGUAGAAAUUUCGCGGAGUUAUCUUUAUCAUCUUCAUCUUCAGCUGAUCCUUUCUCUCUCUCACUUUCCCUCCUCUCAACCCAAAGUCUCUGUUUUUCGUUACCCAGAAAUCUAAAUCCAAGUCUCGGACAUCGAACAUCAAACCCAGAAACUGAGCGUUAAACCCAUUUUGUUGACAUCCUUACAUUUCUCAAUUGUCCGCCACUCUUACCCACCAAACCACGAUUUCUUUCGCAAACUUCCCCGCCAUCCCUCUCUAUCCACCACUCUACUACCCAUGGACCAAAUCAUCAGUGUCAUACGACGAUGCUUGCCUUUUUGCUUUCCACUGCCAGAAAUUGAAUCCGAAGACGAGAACGAGGCCUCCCAGGUUGUCGGUGUCGAUGGCCAAAACGAAGACGUCCAAUCAAACUCAAUCAUCACGGGAAUCACCUCGUCAUCUUCUCAAUCUCGUUGGGACCACGAUGUUUUCUUAAGUUUCAGAGGUGAAGAUACUCGCAGGAACUUCACUGAUCACCUUUACAAUGCCUUGGUUGGAGUCGGAAUUCGUACCUUCCGAGAUGAUGAGGGGCUUAAUAGUGGGGAGAUCAUCUCUAGUGAAUUACUCAAUGCGAUUCGUAGAUCAAGGUUUUCCAUUGUGAUUUUCUCUAAAGGCUAUGCUUCUUCUAGGUGGUGUCUUGAUGAACUUGCAGAGAUCGUGAACUGUAAGAACACCAUAGGCCACACUCUUCUUCCCGUAUUUUAUGACGUGGACCCCUCGGAUGUCCGAAAUCAGACUAAAACUUUUGCAGAAGCCUUUAUUAGGCAUGAAAAGCGGUUUGAGACUGAUAUGGAACGUGUCCAGAGAUGGAGGGAAGCUCUUACCCAAGCUGCAAACUGUUCUGGCAGGAAUCUUGCAAAUGAGUAUGAAUCAAGGUUCAUUAAAGUCAUUGUUGAAGAUGUAUUGUAUAGAAUAAAGCCUGAUCGCCUGCAUGUUGCUGAUCAUCCAGUUGGAAUAGCUUCUCGGGUUGAAAAUAUUGAAGCUCUAUUAGAUGUUGGAACAAGUGAUGUUCGCAUUGUGGGCAUCUAUGGGUUGAGUGGAAUUGGUAAAACAACCAUAGCAAAUGCUGUGUACAACAAUAUAUGUGGUGCUUUCGAAGGAAGUAGUUUUCUUUCAAGCAUUAAAGAAAGUGCUGAAAAGCCCAAUGGCAUUGUUCAGUUACAAGAACAACUUCUUAACGAUAUCUUGAAAACAACUUUGAAGAUUGACAAUGUUAAUAAGGGAAUCAUAUUGAUUGAGGAAAGACUUCAUCACAAAAAAGUUCUUGUUGUUCUUGAUGACGUCGAUGACUUUGAAAAUCUACGCACAUUAGUCAAAAAGCAAUGGUUUGGUCCGGGAAGUAGAAUCAUUGUAACAACUAAAGAUGAACAAUUGCUAAGCAAGUUGGGAGUAGAUAAAAAAUAUAAGGUUAGAAAAUUGAGUACUUGGGAGUCUCGUCGGUUGUUCUGUUUACAUGCCUUUGAGAUGCCCAAUUCGGAAGACGAUUUUGCAGAGCUUUCGAUUGAAGCAGCUGAUUAUGCUAAAGGACUUCCUUUAGCUCUUGUUGUUUUGGGUUCAUUUCUAAAAGGAAGAGGCAUUGCUGAAUGGAAAAGUGUAUUGAAAAAAUUACAAAGAACUCCUCAUGAACCGUUGCAAAAAAUACUUAGAGUUAGUUUUGAGUCACUGGAUAGGGAUACAAGAGAAAUAUUCCUUGAUAUUGCCUGUUUCUUUGUCGGUAUGGACGUAGAAGAUGUUAUCAAAAUACUUGAAGGUUGUAAUUUCUAUCCCGGGAUUGGUAUCCCUAUUCUCAAACAGAGGUCACUUGUGACAAUUGAUCACCACAAGAAGUUGAAGAUGCAUACUCUAAUUCGAGAUAUGGGGAGGGAAAUUGUUCGUGAAGAAUGUCUCAAAAAUCCAGGAAAACGCAGCAGGUUAUGGUUUCACGAGGAUGGCUUAAAUGUACUAAACAAUCAUUUGGGUUCGGAGAUAGUGGAGGGUCUUACCUUAAAUCUCCCUGAACAUUUGAGAACUGAAGCAUUUACAAAGAUGGUGAAUUUAAGAUUGCUCCAAAUCAAUGAUGUAGAUCUCAUGGGAUCCUAUGAACAUCUUUCGAAAGAGUUAAAAUGGCUUUGUUGGCAUAAGUGUCCUUUGAAAUCUCUUCCACCGGAUUUUCAGCUUGAGAAGCUUGUUAUUCUUGACAUGCAGCACAGUAAUCUCGAACAAGUUUGGGAGACGAACAAAAUAUUGAACAAAUUGAAGGUCCUUAAUCUCAGCAAUUCCAAAUCUCUCACUACAUCACCAGACUUCUCAGAAGUCUCACAACUGGAGGAAUUAAUACUUAUGGGUUGCACAAACUUGGUUGAGAUUCACGAGUCUAUUGGACUUCAAACAGGACUUGUUUUGCUGAAUUUACAAGGGUGUGUGAAUCUUAGGAAUCUUCCAAGUAGUAUUUCUAACUUAAAAUCUCUUAAAACUCUUGUUUUGUCUAAUUGCUUUAGUCUUGCGAAAUUACCUGAACGAUUGUUGAAUAUGAUGGCUUUAACGAAGUUGUAUAUGGAGAACACUGCUAUCAAGCAACUACCGUCCUCAUUCCUCCAUUUGAGUAAUCUCGAAAUUUUAUCAUUUCGUGGAUGUGAAUGUCUCAUCGAAUCACCAAAGUUUUUACGAACCUCACGUCUAAAGACACUGAUACUCGAAGGUUGUACAAGGUUGGUUGAGAUUAACGAGUCCAUUGGAUUUCUAAAAGGACUUCUUCACUUGAAUUUAAGAAGUUGUAAGACGCUUAGGAAUCUUCCAAGUAGUAUUUCUAACUUGGAAUCUCUAGAAAUUCUUUACUUGGAGGAGUGCUAUAAAGUUGAAGAGUUACCGGAGCAAUUGGGGAAUAUGACGGCUUUAAAAGUCGUGAAUGUGAGGGGCACUGCUAUUAAGCAACUACCAUCCUCCUUGAAGCUUUUGAAGAAUCUCGAAGAUUUAAUUUUAACCGGAUGCAAAUAUCUCAUCAAAUCACCAGAGUUCUCGGAAACCUCACCUCUACUCAAACUGUCAUUUGCAUGUUGUACAAGUUUGGUUGAGAUUCAUGAGUCCAUUGGACAUCUAAAAAAUCUUGAUUCACUUUAUUUUAAUGGGUGCAAGAAGCUUAGGAGUCUUCCAAGUAGCAUUUCUAAUUUAGAACGUCUUAGCUGGCUUACGUUGUCUAACUGCCCAGAACUUGACAAGUUACCGGAACAAUGGGGGAAUAUGCAGGCUUUACGGGUAUUUGAUGCAGAGGGAACUGCUAUUAAGCAACUACCAUCUUCCUUUGGUGAUUUGAACAAUCUCUAUAGUUUAAAAUUAUCGGGAUCCUCACCCAAUAGCUCCAACUGCAUGAGUUUGGUGUCCUUUUCUAAAUUUAAUUCAUUGGCAGAGCUAGAUCUCAGUAACUGCAAUUUGUCUGAAGAUGAGUUUCGCAUUGAAUUUGAAUGUUUAUCUUCACUUGGAAAUUUGAAAUUAUCAAGAAACAAUUUUCGUAACCCACCUAGUUUCAUCAGCUGCCUUCCUAACUUAAAAGCAUUGGAUUUGAGUGAGUGUACUAGUCUUCAAUCAAUUUCACUUCCCGAGCCUAUAGUAGAGUUGAGAGCAGAUGGCUGCACAUCAUUGGAAAGAAUUGAUGUGCAAAGAAUCUCAAUUCUGAAGAACAGGAGUAAAAAAUAUUUAGACGUUUACAACUGCCGAUUUUGGGGUUCGAUGUUUAUCCUUAAUAAUUGCCGCAAACUGGUUGAGAUUCAAAAUUUGGAGAGGUUGCAAUGUGUACCAGAAUUGGUUAUGAUGGGAAGCUGCAACAAUCUAUCAUCGGAAUCUACGGAAAGUGUUCUCCAGAUGAUGUGCAAGGCAAAUUACUCUAAUUCCGUUCUCUUACCCGGAAGUGAGAUUCCAAAUUGGAUUAGCCAUCGGGCAAUGGGUUCUUCAGUAUCUUUCCGUGUACCUCCGUCUUGGGAUGGUCGUAAAAUCAGAGAGGUGCGUUUAUGCAUUGUUUAUGCAGCAAAGAAGGAAGCACCAGCGUCGGGUGAUGAGAGUUGGUUCAGUUGGAGAUUAUGUAAUAAAAGUUCUAGAGACCAGUCCAACGAUUGGUAUCACUUGAUUCCAUGUGAGGCUAUAACAAGUGCAGCAGAUUUUGAUCUCUUUGAAGAUCAUAUAUAUGCACAUGCGAUGGCUUGGCGCUAUUGCUUUGCGUUCCCACCAACUGGAAUUAAGAUGGAAAGUGGAGAUGAAAUAGAGGUCGCCAUCGAUCUACAUAAAGGGUACAAACCUUAUAUGUGUGGAAUUGAUCCGCAAAUUGUGGAAGUGAAGAGCAGUGGAAUUGAUUUUGAUCUCUUUGAUGGCGAUGAGCCAAGUGUUACAGAUGAUGAUGAGAUCUUUGAAAGUGAAAAUGAAAGUGAGGAGGAUUCACGAUUGUAGCCAUCCCUCACCAAAUUCAGACCACAAUUCCUCCCAAAUAUAUGACAGACAGUCGUGGCUGUUAAAAAAGCGAAUUGGUGAAAUGCAUGAGAAACCGUUUCUGGCUGUCACUCAAAUUCCCUCACUGAUCGCAUCUGUCUGCCUUAAGCUGCUGCCACGCAUUCGUUCCUCACCACCGCUCCUGCUCUUGACUCGUCCACUCAAAGAUCUAUCACGGAACUCGAGUCUAAAGCCAAAAAUUACAGAAGCCUUGUUCAUCUUGAAAAUCUCGUAUGGCUUGGUUCAAUGAUUCCGAUACAGAGAUUCCACUUUUCAUUGUUCACUCUCACAAUGACUUGGUUCAUAAGCCUAAUCCGAGUCUCCAUCAUCAAACCCAGAAAUAGAGCGCUGAACCCAUUUUCAGCACAUGAAGGGCCUCCACACCAAGCUCUAUGAAUCGUAUGCGUGUCUCCUCGGAACCACAUGGUGUUCACGCCACUCCUGGCCUCCACCUGCGUGGGAACCCUGGAGGCUGGAGUUCAGGUCCAUCGACGAACCAACUAGCUCGCAGGAUCCAACCCACCAUAUCUCUCGCGGACCCAGGCAAACGAGAUAUUAUUUUCCUUUGAUGAUCGCCUCAGGCACUAUGCUACUAAACAGUUGACAAAGAUAAGAGAUGGAUGAUCAAUGGGAAGAGCUUGUUUGUCUCUAUCUUCAAAAAUGCCGUUGUGGACUAUGUAUUGCAUAUUCUCAAAUUGAAAGUUUGUCUAAUCUUCAUUGUGGAAGAUUAUGUUUAACUCUUUGGAAGUUCCAAAAUCUCCAGGUGGAAGUUGCAUAGGAAAGGCAGUUUGCUUUCGUUUUCCCUGACACCAUAUUAUAAUGCCUUCACGCAUCAAAUCAAAUUGGAUUUCAGUAUUUGUAUUCAGGAUUGGUGUUGAUGAGUGGUUACGCUUUCCUUCCCUGCAGGAUGUGUUUGCCACUGCUGAUUGCAGUGGGUUUCUUGAAAGUACUAGAAAACCAACCCUUCCAGCUUUGGCUCAGGUUGCAGAGCGGCAGGAGAAAUAUCUAUCACAUCGAUUAGAGCUGGUGGAGGUCAUGCCAAUGGAGCAAAUGACAUGGAACUUGGAGAUCCAUUUGUUUACAAGCAUGGCAACCAUUGGCAGAUACAAGGCUCUCGUAGAUCUUAGGCAGAGCAAGGAGCCUAUGCCUACCUAUAUUUCUUCUCCCUCCCUGCUCCUGAUAGUUGGAUGACAGGUUUGCGGGGGUCUAUAUACUAGUGCAGUUUGGCACGUUUCCUUGGGAUAUGUUGAGCAGAGUGCAAAUGACCUUUUAUAGAACCAUGCAAGGGAAUUCUUUUCGUUCCACUUCAGAGCUCUUAACACUUCAGAUCUGGGGAGAGCAUUUUCAGAGAAGACAGCCAUUGAUUGGACUGGUGAACCGGCAUUGCAGACUGCAUAACCUUAACUGAUACAUGUUUUGUUAUUAUUUGUUUAGUUUUUUGGUAAAUAACAAGUAUGAAUUGACUACUUUUGCUAGAGAAAUGAACUAGCCUUUGUGGAUGACAAAUUGAAAUAACUUCCCUAGCAGAAAA
Molecule: messenger RNA, 6034 nt
Organism: Corylus avellana
Lineage: Eukaryota; Viridiplantae; Streptophyta; Magnoliopsida; Fagales; Betulaceae
Source: RefSeq, a predicted model, not a curated record